This is a messenger RNA of Rosa rugosa (rugosa rose), 542 nucleotides long. RefSeq lists its product as uncharacterized. The record is from RefSeq and is a predicted model, not a curated record. NCBI's taxonomy places the organism in Eukaryota, Viridiplantae, Streptophyta, Magnoliopsida, Rosales, Rosaceae. The transcript has 3 exons. Bases 144 to 389 code for a protein of 81 amino acids.
AUCUACAAAAGAAGGAAAAAAACAGGAAGGCGCCACGUUUUACUUGUGCGGACACCUUUUCUGCUUUUCAAAGCUUCUCUCUCAUUAUCUGUUUGCCAAGGAGGAGGAGAAUCAAGACUUCCAGAGAGCUCCAUUGUUUAAAGAUGGGCCACGCGAAAUACAUCUUUCCUGCUGUGUUGGGAUCAUUUGCAGUGGCAUGGGCAUUUGACCAUUUUGUUGCUGACAAGAAGAUAUUUGGAGGAACUACUCCAUCAACUGUUGCAAACAAAGAAUGGUGGGAAGCAACUGACAAGAAGUUCCAGGCAUGGCCUCGCACUGCCGGUCCACCUGUGGUCAUGAAUCCCAUCAGUCGUCAGAAUUUCAUUGUGAAGGCAGGAACCGAUGAAUGAAUCUUCAACAGCUUCACUCACUUUAUCUCUGUAAUGUAAUGUGAUGACACUUUUUUAGUAUGGUUUGGUUGCUGUGAAUUUUGAAUCCUUUAAAUCAUAAUGUCACUUAAAGCAAUCCUGAAUCACGAAUAAAUGAUAUUUUUAUUUGUUUCA